AUGGAUUGGUGGCACCGAGCUGUUGAUCUAACGACGCCCUCCGCGCCGCGCUGCGCGAGCGCCCGAAGCGACGUCAGUAUUGUCGCGCGCAGCGCGGCCGCGGCCCAGGCCUCGCUGGCCGCGCUGCUGCGGCUCUGCGAAGGGGAGCUGCGGGCGAUAGGGGCCGCGGCGCGCCUGUUCAUAUCGGCGGCGGAUCAGGCGGACGCGGACGCGCGCCUUGCUUCCGCGGUCCUCUGCGGCCGCUGCUGCGCGCACGCGGCGCUGCUUCUGUCCGCGCCCCGCGCGGCGCCGCGCCUGCUCGCGCGCGCGUGCGCGCGCGCGGCGCCGCAGUCACGCACGGCGGGCGCGUUAAGAGGAGCGGCGGCGGGGCUGGCGCGCGCGGCGUGGGCGGCGCUGGCGGGCGGCGCGCCGCCUGCAAAGGCGGCGAGAUGGGGCGUCUGGUGCGGCGCCACCUCAGCAGCAUGGCUGGCCCUAGGGUGGCUGUUGCUCCUGGCUUGGGCCUGCGUUCGAUGGGCCCAGCGGCGGCGGCGGCGGCACCUAAACAGCGGCACCGCCUCGUGCGGCUGGGCCGCCCCAGGUCACCUUCUGGCAGCGGGUGCGGUCGCUGCCGCUGCAGACGGCCCAUUAGUGGGCUUGCUGAUGGCAGCGCUUCCCGGGUGCCGCGGCGCGGCGGCGGCGGCGGCGGUGGAGGUCUGUGUGUAUGACGCGGCAGCGGGCGCCGCGGCGCUCUGGCUGAUGGGGGCCCUGUGGCGGCGCUGGCUGCUGGCGUGGCUGCUGUGGGGCGCCGCGACGCUUUGCACGUACGGGCGGCACGCUAGCGCGGGCGCCGUCGGCAGGGGCAGGGACGAGGGCGGGGCGGCUGCCGGCCGCCACAAGCAGGGGCAGAAGGCUUGCCAUAACAUUGGCGCCGGCGGCCGCCCUCUGCUGGCUGUCUUGCUGCAGGUAGCGGUGCCGCUGUAUUGCGGUCUGCGGGCGCCCUGGCCGUAA
Monoraphidium neglectum is the source of this 987-nucleotide messenger RNA. RefSeq lists its product as hypothetical. Lineage: Eukaryota; Viridiplantae; Chlorophyta; Chlorophyceae; Sphaeropleales; Selenastraceae. The transcript has a single exon. The record is from RefSeq and is a predicted model, not a curated record. Bases 1 to 987 code for a protein of 328 amino acids.